Pseudogymnoascus verrucosus is the source of this 558-nucleotide messenger RNA. RefSeq lists its product as uncharacterized. The transcript has 3 exons. The record is from RefSeq and is a predicted model, not a curated record. NCBI's taxonomy places the organism in Eukaryota, Fungi, Ascomycota, Leotiomycetes, Thelebolales, Thelebolaceae. Bases 146 to 538 code for a protein of 130 amino acids.
AACCAGACUUAUUUAAGAGAUUCUCGAAUGAUUUAAGUGACGAAUUCCACUUUGAAGACGUCACACUAAAUGUGAAUUUGGGAGCCCUCAACUCAGUAUCAACCGACUCUUCCGCUCUUGGGUUGACGGCCUCACAGAUUUCACCAUGGCGCAAGCUGUACGCACUGCUGUCCUAAGUACAAUAUCUUCGCCAUCAAUUGCAGCAGGAAAGACAUCAGAAUGGCUUGUUUUGCUUGCAGACAAGCCUGGAGUUCUUGAACGUCGACUUCAGAUCCGCCCUGUACACUCCAAAAACUUUGUUCGACUUCAUGAAAGCGGCUUCGUAUCAUGGGCAGGCCCAGUAUUCGAGGAGCACGUUAUUGAAGGAACUCGGCCAUUCAUAGGCUCCAUCAUGGUGGUGAACGCACCAAGUCGCGAAAUAGUGAAGGAAACACUUCAAAAAGACAUUUUUGUCAAGGAAGGGAUCUGGGAUUGGGAUCAUGUUCGGAUUUUCCCGUUUCGGACAAUUUUACGGCAGGCUGCGAGUAAAACCGCUUGAGAAUUUGAACAUCUUUUGAC